Homalodisca vitripennis (glassy-winged sharpshooter) is the source of this 8817-nucleotide messenger RNA. RefSeq names its product tensin-1-like. The coding region runs from base 390 to 4469 and encodes 1359 amino acids. NCBI's taxonomy places the organism in Eukaryota, Metazoa, Arthropoda, Insecta, Hemiptera, Cicadellidae. The record is from RefSeq and is a predicted model, not a curated record. Gene Ontology annotation, molecular function: protein binding. The transcript is spliced from 20 exons.
GUAGUAUAGUUCGUUGAGCCUCUGUCACCAACAUCGCAUCGAACAGCUGACAUCUGGCGCGAACGAUUAGCAAGGUCGGUAGAUAUGCUAUCAAGCAGAGGUUUGGCAACAGCGCCGGGCCGUGGCGCGCGAUGUAGGUGGCAGUGGCAGCGGCUGUGGCGGUGGCAGUGGCAGGUCCGGACGGUGCCAGUGCUUGCUUGAUCAGUCGCUGUUAAACUGUUGCCGCACGCUCUCGCGUAGGGUUUUCGCGCCGCCGCGCAGUUUGAAUGCGUAUAUUAUCACACGAUUAGAUAGCAUGAGUGCAUCACCAGAUAUACUUGCGCCGCUUUGGCAAACACCACGGAAUAACGACACACACAGUUAGGCAUAGGGAGUUUUCACGGAUUCUCAUGAUGCUUGUGGAAGAUAAGGCGGGUGCCGAGGCUGCGGCUGAGGAACCCAAAUCGCCGGUGAGGUCGCCCCCCUGGUGCACCUCUCCGCGACGUUACCGCGACACUAGCCUCAUGAUACAUCGACACUGGAGGAAGAGCGGGAUGGAAACUUUCCCCACGGUGGCGGCCUACCAGCCCCCCGCCACGCCCCCUUCAACCCCCAACACCCCAUCCAUCACGAAUAAGCACACCAACGAUGUCCCGGUUAGGACACCUUCAAGACAGAAACAGGUGACGAUGACACCGACCGGCACGAGAGCUCGAGGUCGCACCAGAGACCACGGCAUGGAUCUCAGUUACGUGACGGAGAGGAUCAUCGCCCUCUGGUUCCCCGGAGACAUCAGCCCUUCCAGUUUCCGCCAAGGGCAGCAACAGGCGGCGCAUAUGCUCACAAGCAAGCAUGGCAACAGCUACAUGGUUUUCAACUUGUCGGAGCCGCGGCGAGCCACACGCAGUCAACACGAGAGGGUGAGAGAGCUAGGGUGGCCCCCCGACCUUGCUCCGCCCCUGGAGCGUCUCUGCAGCAUCUGCAAAGACAUAGACUCCUGGCUGAGUGGCGACAAUCACCGUAUCGCUGUCCUGCAUGCCAGGGGAAGCCAUGAGAGAAUUGGCGUCGUGGUGGCAGCCUACAUGCACUACUCAAACAUCUGUGGCAGUGCUGAUCAGGCACUCGACAGAUUUGCCAUGAAGCGGUAUUUGGACGAUAAGGUUGGGGACUUGGACCAACCAUCGCACAAACGAUAUAUCGACUACUUUUCUGGAUUACUCUCUGGAAACAUCCGAAUCAACGCCAACCCACUGUACCUGACUCACGUGACAGUGCUAGGGGCCCCUUCCUUUGAGGCGGAAGGGGGUUGCAGGGCCUUCCUCAAAGUGUACGAGGGUCUGGUCCCCGUCUACACCUCAGGGGUCCACACUGUCGGCGGGGACACCAGGCAGUUCACAGUUAACGUAGCCGGGGACCGAAGACGAGGCCUGCAGCUCCGAGGGGAUAUCCUGCUCAAAUGUUACCACAGGCACUACUCUGCUGACCUGGACAGUCCCUCACGGAGUAGUUCGCCCAACGACUCGGAUAUCUUACCAGCACGGGAGCUGAUCUUUUCCUGUCAGUUCCACACUUGCGCCGUGGCUGACUACACCCUGAGCUUCACGCGGCAGGAGUUAGACAAUGCCUGGAACGACUUGAGGUUUCCACUUGACGGAGCUGUGGAAUUACACUUCUCUGCAACUCCAGAUGGGGUUCGCUUCCCUACCCCAGCCCCCACUCCUGCUGUGCCAGUGGACGUGACGCCUGACUCCGUCACAAGAUGGGAUAGUUACGAAAAUCUCAUGCCGGACACAGACACCGAUGACAUAAAUGACGGUGAAGUGAGUCACACUUACGGCCCGCUGGACGGCUCUCUCUACGCUACGGUGAGGAGCAAGAAGGGUGAAGGGGUGGAAAGCGCGGGCGGGGGCGGGGGCGCUGCAGCACCUGUCAUCAGCAGCGUGCACACGGUGUCGAUGGACUCAGGGAUCAGCUCAGCGGGCAACGGACUGCUGACCCAGCCCGCCCCCAGCUACCCCGACCACCACCGUGCGUUGGACGAAUUGCUGAGCGACAUGUUGCUGACGGUAGAGAACAUACCGGACCUCCCCGCUGCGACCGCGCAGACCCCGGCGGCAGCGCCAGUCGACUGCCGGCCGUCGCGCACCGCGGAUCACGACAUACCGUACCACGCGCGACAGGACAGCCGUCCCUUCACAUACGGCUCUGUGCCCACCGGCGAGAUGCUGCGGGCACAAGCCGGUCUUUCCAGCCCCUCGCUGGUCCGCAAGGCCAGCUUCAAGGGAGACUCUGUCGCGUCCUCCCCCGUCAACGGUACCUCGGCCUCCGUCACCCUGCAUCGCGACGUCCGCAGAUCCAACAGCAGCCACAGCGUCCCCACCGCGCGCUCUCCGGACUUCCAUGAGGGGACAAUAGUGACUGGCAGCAUCAGCCAGCACAGCAGCAAUAACCUGACAUGGCUGCAGCGCCAGCAACAGAAACUAAGGGAGCGACGAGAAGUGCAGCUCCGUUCUGAACGACUCCCUCAUGAGACACGACUGUUGUCAGAGCUGCGGACUGUUCAGACUGGGUACCGGAGCCGCCCUUCCCCCAGCCAGCGUCUGGACGGCUAUACUAGCGACACCACGCUCUUCGCCGACGAGGACGAAGAGGACUUCACAGUUCCCUUGCACAUAAACACCUCUGCCUCCAAAGUGACCAAUGGCAGUUCGGCUCCCGUGUCUCCCUUGCUGCCUCACAGGACCUCUUCCAGGAGACACUAUGCGACUUCAGCGUCCUCCCAGCAGUUCAAUACCAUCAGUAACAGCACCGUUGGACGCCACAAGUCAGAAUUUGAGAGGGAGAGACCUUUCGUCGCCGUCAAACGCUCUCAUGAGCAGAACAGAAAAUAUAGCGACUCCACGAGUCCCGACAGCUACUCCGGGCUCUCCCACUCGAUCCCGCAGGACUCCGGACUUCUGGUGGAGGCCGAGCAGGAGAGGUGUAACAACGGAUUCAACAAUGGGGUGGGUAGUAACGGGGAUGCGCUGGCGUGCCUGAUCGCGUCACUCGCCGCAACCUCUUCCCCCAGUAACGGUAGUGAUGCAACUAACAGCACCGCCUCAGCAUGGUCACCCUCUCACCACCAGCUACGGGAUGAAAGUUACUCUUCUUGGCGGACCACAUCUCUGAGUGAGGACACGGGAGGUAGUCCCCCACACUCGAGCAGCCCCCGCCCCCAGACCCCCGCCUUCCCUGUGCACCCCCGCACUCCCUACAUCAACAGCAGCUCCACACAAUUUGACACUCUCACAUCAGCUCUGCCCCCCAAAAGUCCAACGGCACAGCGACGGGGUUUUAAAAACCUUGGAAAAUGGUCUUCUACUUCUUCAAUUUCUAGUAAAGAGUGGUCGCCCAUGAGUGAAACCCUGGUCAGAGAACACCGAGAACAUUCAGUCAGUUCCUUCAGAGGCUACGAGAGCGACUCUCAUACGCAACAUAGUCCAAAGAGUCAUCAGUACUCAAGUGGACACAAUGGCACAAUUAAUGGAGGACAAUCAUCUCCAAGUGUCUACUACGGACACUCCCGACGCUCCUCCAUCCACUCCAAUGGAGAGCCUCCGCAAGAGGUGUCUCCGGCACAUGUCAAGUUUGUCAGGGACACCUCUAGGUUCUGGUACAAACCAACAAUAUCUAGAGAAGAAGCAAUCUCCAUGCUGAAAGAUCGAUCACCAGGAACAUUUGUGGUGAGGGACUCCAACUCGUUCCCUGGAGCUUUUGGUCUGGCGUUGAAGGUUGCGACUCCGCCUCCUUCCACUCCUGGGAAAGCUCCUUCGGACCCUUCCACCGAGCUUGUCAGGCAUUUCCUUAUAGAGCCCACAUCUCGAGGUGUCAGACUCAAAGGCUGUGCCAAUGAACCAGUUUUUAGUUCUCUAUCAGCACUGGUGUACCAGCACUCACUAAUGCCUCUGGCUCUACCGUGCAAGCUGGCGCUACCUGAGUCAGACACUAGGCUUACCUCCGAGUCGACUGGUACCAUUAGCACCGCUCAGUUACUUCUGGCUCAAGGAGCAGCCUGCAAUGUCUUGUAUUUGCUAACCAUCGACACAGAAUCGUUGACCGGACCUCAAGCUAUCGUCAGGGCUAUCAGCGAGUUAUUCUCCAAGCCCUUGCCACCUGCAGCUAUUGUCCACUUCAAGGUUUCUGGACAGGGCAUCACACUAACGGACAAUAAGCGCCAGCUCUUCUUCCGCAGGCACUACCCCGUCACCACCAUCUCCUAUUGCGGCCUGGACCCUGACGAUCAUCGGUGGACCCAACACAAUGAGGCUGGGAUGCCAAUCAGUUCAAACCGGUGUUUUGGCUUUGUUGCAAGAAAACCUGCCAGCAAAACAGACAAUCAAUGUCACAUCUUCGCCGAGCUGGAACCUGAGCAGCCGGCCACAGCUAUCGUCAAUUUUGUCUCCAAAGUAAUGAUGAAUAGUGGUCAGGGAAAAUCAAAUAUAGUUUGAUCUGGAGAAUGCGCAUGAAUUUUGUAACAGUCAUUUUUUAUUGCAUAAAUUUGUACACCAGUACUAUUAGAUUUCUUUCUUGAUACUUUGAUUCGGUAGUCGUUUUAUUUCAAUUAAAAAGUUUAAAUUACAUACCCAUGAAAGUAAUUAUCUUUUAAAUGCAUGUAUAUGAAUUGUCAGAAGUAGUUUUUAUUACUGUAAACUGGCUGCUAACAGAGCUGCAGUGAAACAAAUCAUAAGAGUAAGGAAGGAAUAAGACCUGUAUUAAUUGAGGAAUCACUAUGAGAUAAUACAGAAAGGGAUAGGAAUAAGUCAAUUGAAAAGUGUUUUAAAAGUGAUCAUUCAGUCUUCUAUGGGAAGAAUAUGUAUACUUCCCAUAUAAAAAAAGAGUACAUUUUUGGAUAUAACAGGGACAAAGUGUGAUGGGAUGUUGAUAUAUCAUAGUGAGAGCUAUAAUUCAAAAGACAAAAUAGAAAUCCCCAGCAUGAUUUUUGUUAUUUUAUAGCUGUCCAGAUGAUCAGCUUUAGUACAGUAAUCUGUUUAUCACUUGUUGACCAGAAAAAUUAGUGUUCUAAAACUAUUUACUGCUCUCACACCCAGUGCACGGAAAUAUGAAGUGAUUGUGGUGUACAGCUGAGAAGGAGGAAAAGCCGCAGGUGUUGACAUCCUUUUGUCAAGGAUGAAACAAUCAUAGAUUAUCCUGCCCGAAGGAAAAUAACUUGUUUUGGCUCACUAGGAAUGAAUGAGUUCUAAGAAGUGAAGUCAGAUUGAUCGGAAAUAGAUAUCCAUACCAAAAAGAAAACCAGGUUAGAUAAUUAUUUUUUACAAUCAACCAACUGGAGGUUUCUUAGCCUCCAAAGUUUCUGAAGUACCAGAAUCAGAAGUUGGGCUAUAACAAUGUCUUCAGUCAUCAUUUUGUCAAUGAGAAAGGCAAUAUCAGAUGUUUAAUACUUUUAAUACUCUUAAUACUUCUUGAAAAAAAAUUUAAGGACAGAUAGAGUAAAUGGGUGCAGAAGAAUAUUAUUACGAGUGGAGAAUAUGGGAAAUAACUAAAAUGAAAAAGAAAAACAUUUAAGGAGCAUAACAGUUAGCUAAGUAAAUCUAUAGGAUCAGUUUUUUAUUCUUAUUUCAAAGUAUUAAGAAAGAAAUAUAAUUUAUCUUUUUAAUUAUCUUAGUGAAAUUAUUAUACUGUCUUGCUGUAAAAUAACUACAUUUUUUCCAACAGAUAUUAUUAAUGUCAAUAUUUAAUAUUUAGAUUACAUAACUAAUAUUAGUUUAUUUUAAAUCUUCUUGUAGAUAUUACAUCUGCCUGUACAAGAUUAGACCGUUACAAAUUCAGAAAACCCAAUCAAUGUUUAACAUAUUACACCUUGUAAAUUUCACAUAUUACAGAUAAAAAACUAUUCAAUUGUCAAGUUUUUCUGGAAUUUGUGUAGUUUGCAUGUUUCUAUAUUACAUUUAACUUUUCUCCUACUGCUAAUUAACUACAUAAUUUUACAUUUUGUUGUGCUGAUGUAUCUGUUCAGUUACAUAAUUUUAUAGACCAUUGUUUUUGCUGUGAGUGACAAAUAAUUAGUUAUUUUAUUAAUUAAGUUCUUUAUUCUGAACCAAGUACAAUAUUAGUAAUUACAACUUGUAGCUUAAUAACUCUUAUUUAUAUUGUUACUAUAAUUGCACAGUCAAACUUUAAUUACUUUAUAUUGUUUAUAGUGUAUAUAAGUAUCUAUGUAAAGUAUGUAGAAAUGCACUAGUGUUCUAUCCAUAUUCAUCACAUGAAGAUAUAUGUCAAACUGAAAUAACCAAAUUGUAUAGAGAAUAUAUAUAUAUUAAUUGUUAAAACUUUUAGAGUUGUUAUAUAAAAUGUGUGUUUAUAUAAAUAUAUAUAUUUAGUUUGUUGCUUUUUAAAAGGUGUAAAUUUUGAUCGUGUAGUUUGUCUUUAAAUAUUAAUUAACUUAUUGCUAGAAAUAAUUAAUUGUAUAGUAAUAUUUGUUUUUGCUGAAAUACAUCUCAUUUUUGGCAUUGUUUAAGUCACUUGAACAUUUUCACAUGUUUCAUUUUUGUUUAGAAAGAUGUCCUUCUCCACUAAUUUGGUAAAUAAGAUGGGUUACAAUAAUAUACAUUUGUAUUAAAACAAUUCUUCCUUAUAAUUUUCUGUUUUUAUCAUUAAAAACUUUUUUCUUUCUUGAGAAUCAUUACAGCACAUUUUCUAGAAAUUAAAAUAUUUUACAUUAACAUUCUUUAUAUUUCGUUGCAUAUUGAGAUUUCUAACAUUCGAAGAGUAAUGUAAAAGUACCAAUAUUGGUUUAAAACAAUUAUUGGUUGUAUGACUAAAUUUUGGUUUCUCAAGCCUUCACAUAAAAUUAAAACAGCAUGGUCAAGUUUGUAAAGAGUUUUAUGAGUUUGAGUGGAGCAUAUUUUAGGAACAAUAGUUUGAGCCAUGAUAAAAAAAAGAAGAGAUGUAUUUCAAGUUUGCAAAACAUAGUUAUUUCUUACCAACAAUCAUAUCAUUUAAGAUAAACACACUUUAGAUAACACGUUAAGUAUGUAAAUUUGUAUGAAUAUAUAAAUAUAUGUUGCAACCUGUAAUAAUAUAUCUUAGGACUGUAUUUUUGUGUAAAACUGGACCAGAGUGCCUUCUAAAAAGUGGCACGCAACCACUUCCCUAUAUUCAAAGGCUCUAAUAGUUGUAUUUUGCCUCUGCAUCAUUUCAGUUCUUUUUUUUAGUUGUUGAGUUUAGAUAUUAUGUAAGUGUCUUGCAUAGUUAGGCUCUAUGUGAGGAUACAUUUUGUAAUUAACCUAUAACUGAUUAAGUGAUAUAGAAUAUAUAAUCUAUAUAACUCUAAAAAUGCUAAAAGGUACCUCCAUGUAAUAUUGUAAUAUGACAUAGAACUGUACUUCAAAUCUAUUUGACACAACAGAUCAUUUUAUUUUAGCUAUAAACCUGCUUUUUUAGUAGUAAUAACCCGAUAUUCUGUUUGCACAUAUUUCCUACUCUGAUUAGCUCGUUUUUAUCACUUGCUCUGGCUUAAAUAGUUAAAACCAUAUUUCUCUUUAAAUAUAAUCUAUUGUCGAGUUCACAUUUCUGUAAAUUGAAUAAAUUACUAAAUAGAAUAAGUGAUUGCAAGGAAUGUACACAAUAACAGACUUCGGAACACAAUCCAUCAGAGUAAUCUGGAACUAGUUGAGGAAAAGAUGGAAUAGAAAACUGUAUAACUUUUUAAAUGUGUUAUUGCACUUUUAGUUCGCCUGCAAUGUCAAUCUGCCAUUGGUUAGUUUUGCUUAUAAAAAUAAACAUGCCAUAUUUGGUAUUUAUUAUACAGUUACGGAAUGAUGCAGAGAGCAUUUGAGAGUGCCAUACGUUCCUCGAUUGUUGUACUGAUUGUGGUACCCACAAUGUACGAUAGCUCAACUUUUAGUCCCCAUUUUCAGCUUUAAGGACCACUAUUUUAGAAGGCAAUAUUGUAAUACUGACUUUUUUAGACGCAAGAAGAGUAAGUAAACAAAUUAGUGCACUAUCAUCAUUGAAUUUUUUCAAAUCUAUAUUUUAGCAACAUACCUAAUUAUGUCAUAGUGUAUUUAUAAAUAGGAAGUAGAAAUGUCUGUCAUCGGUCUGAAACAAAUUAAAUGAAUGUACUGUAGUUUUACAAAGUUCAGUAAAUGAAAUAUUUAUCGUAAAUGCAUGUGCAUAUAAUUACAUAACUUUUAAAGAAUUAAAUAUUGUACAGAAUCCUUAAUAAGGGACAUCUAAAAUCAUAACGUAGUAUAACUACAUAUGUCACUAAAAGUUCUGUUCAUUGAAACAUUUUUAUUUUAUUUACGUUACAAUAAAUUUAAAUUUCAUAACGUGGGGAAAGGAACAGAUAACAUACCAAAGUACUGUAACAGCUCAAUCUUUAUUAAAUGGUGCCUUUAAGUAUGGGGAUUGUUGAAAGUUAAACUUAAUCUUACCUAGUGUAAAUGGUAAAUAGCUGUGAUGUAAUUAGAGAUAACUGAUUUUAACUUUAAUCAAUCAUACAUAAUAUACAUGAAAGUCACAAAAUCAUGAGUGUCCAAAGGCACCUUAUUUAUAUUGUAUGCAUUGAAGCUAGCCUUUCAGGCUUUGCUUGGUUAAAUGAUAGCUUUAAUUAAUAGAUUUUAAUCAUGAGACAUGCGUUACUACAAGUAAUUAAUUAAUUCACACCGAAUGCAAAACUCUGCUUAGCAGUGUGUUAAAAUACUAGAAUGCAUAAUGAUUAUUCAUUUUAUAUUUAACAACGUUCCCAAAUAGAUUAAGUAAAUACUAUUAUAACAAAGAUAAAGAAUGUAAUUAACAUUGUAUAUAAAUAAAUAACUCUAUAGAAGAAUAAAA